Euleptes europaea (tarantolino) is the source of this 1126-nucleotide messenger RNA. It is a transcript of the gene LPAR4, whose product is annotated as lysophosphatidic acid receptor 4. The coding region runs from base 55 to 1104 and encodes 349 amino acids. Gene Ontology annotation, molecular function: lysophosphatidic acid receptor activity. Gene Ontology annotation, cellular component: membrane. The record is from RefSeq and is a predicted model, not a curated record. Gene Ontology annotation, biological process: positive regulation of Rho protein signal transduction; phospholipase C-activating G protein-coupled receptor signaling pathway. Lineage: Eukaryota; Metazoa; Chordata; Lepidosauria; Squamata; Sphaerodactylidae. The transcript has a single exon.
GAAAUCCGUGACGUUCAUUGCACGAGCUAGGACUUUGCAUAGAGCGGAGCUGGAAUGGGAAAUCACAGCAAUAAUCAAACCUGCGUGACGGAUGAUUCCUUCAAGUACAACCUCUAUGGAGCCGUCUACAGUGUGGUGUUCAUCCUGGGUUUGAUUACCAACUGUGCCUCUUUGUUCAUGUUCUGCUUUCGCAUCAAAAUGCGGAACGAGACGACCAUUUUCAUGACCAACCUGGCAUUCUCGGAUUUGCUCUUUGUCUUCACUCUCCCGUUCAAAAUCUUCUACAACUUUAACAGGCACUGGCCGUUUGGGGACACUUUGUGCAAGAUUUCAGGGACUGCUUUCCUGACCAACAUCUACGGGAGCAUGCUGUUCCUCACCUGCAUCAGCGUCGACCGCUUCCUCGCUAUUGUCUACCCGUUCCGGUCUCGUACCAUUCGGACGCGAAAGAAUUCCGCCAUUGUGUGUGCGGGUGUCUGGAUUCUGGUCCUCAGUGGCGGAAUCUCAGCAUCUUUGUUUUCUACCACAAACACCUACAACACAAGCACAACAUGUUUCGAAGGCUUUUCCAAGCGCAUCUGGAAGACCUACCUGUCCAAGAUUACAAUAUUUAUUGAAGUGGUUGGCUUCAUUAUUCCCUUGAUGCUCAACCUCACCUGUGCGUCGCUGGUGCUGAGGACUCUACGGAAACCCGACACCCUCUCCCAGAUUGGCACAAACAAAGACAAAGUCCUCCGAAUGAUUGUGGUGCAUGUGGCUAUCUUCAUUGUCUGUUUCGUACCCUACAAUUCCAUCCUUUUCUUGUAUGCUCUUGUACGUUCCCAAGCCAUCGCUAACUGCUCCUUGGAGAGAUUUGCGAGGACACUGUACCCGAUCACGUUGUGUGUUGCCACCCUGAAUUGUUGUUUUGACCCUUUCAUCUACUACUUCACUUCAGAAUCUUUUCAGAAGUCUUUCUAUAUCACCUCGGACAUCAAAAACGACUCCCUUUGCAAGACCGAAACCCCUCUAACAACCCAUACCAUCAUGCCAGUGAUACAGGAGGAGGCAAGGGUCCAGGCCAUUAGAAAUGGGAGAGAUCGGAUGUCUGAAUCACACUUUUGAGGCUGGGGCUUUCCACAUCAGC